Messenger RNA from Temnothorax curvispinosus, 3605 nucleotides. It is a transcript of the gene rb, whose product is annotated as AP-3 complex subunit beta-1. Gene Ontology annotation, biological process: vesicle-mediated transport; intracellular protein transport. Lineage: Eukaryota; Metazoa; Arthropoda; Insecta; Hymenoptera; Formicidae. Bases 146 to 3304 code for a protein of 1052 amino acids. Gene Ontology annotation, cellular component: membrane coat; AP-3 adaptor complex. The transcript has 10 exons. The record is from RefSeq and is a predicted model, not a curated record.
AUAUGGCCGCUCGCUGGGGGUGGGGAGUGAGGACGGCUGUCAAAGAUCUGAGAACGGGUGUCUUGAUGCGCGAAUAAUUAUCGGGAUCUCUCUUUUUUUCCGUUUCGGAAGAGACGUGUCGUCCCGCGUGAGAUAAAACGGAAUAAUGUUGACGGCGGCCGCGAACAUGUCCAACAAUGGUGGCUCCUACAGCGUCGAGAGGCCACCCACUCCAGACGGAUCUGUGGAUCUCUUGGAGACAAUGGAGCUCCCUUCCUUUCUCAGUGGAUUAUUCAACUCCGAUUACAAGAAGCAUGACGAUCUUAAGGAGAUGCUGGACAGUAACAAGGAUGGACUCAAGUUGGAAGCCAUGAAACGUAUAAUUGGGAUGGUGGCCAAAGGAAAAGAUGCAUCGGAUAUGUUUCCAGCUGUUGUAAAAAAUGUAGUGUCUAAGAAUAUCGAGGUAAAGAAGUUGGUGUACGUUUACCUAGUUCGUUAUGCGGAGGAUCAGCAAGAUCUGGCACUUCUUUCCAUAUCAACGUUUCAAAGGGCUUUGAAAGAUCCCAAUCAGUUGAUAAGAGCAAGCGCUCUAAGGGUAUUAUCCAGUAUACGGGUUUCCAUGAUAGUACCCAUCGUGAUGUUGGCCAUCAAAGAUUCGGCUAGUGAUAUGUCGCCGUACGUCCGAAAAACUGCUGCUCACGCCAUCCCUAAAUUAUACUCGCUGGACCACGAGCAAAAGGAAGAAUUGAUAAACGUACUCGAAAAAUUGCUGUCCGACAAAACCACCCUUGUGGUAGGCUCGGCAGUAAUGGCUUUCGAAGAAGUGUGUCCAGAGAGGAUAGAUCUCAUCCAUAAGAAUUACAGAAAAUUGUGUAAUUUGUUGGUGGAUGUUGAAGAAUGGGGCCAAGUAGUUAUCGUUAACACGCUCACCAGAUACGCUAGAACACAAUUUGUUAAUCCAAAUACAGACAAUUUAGAAGAAGACGAAAAUCGGCCAUUUUACGACUCCGAUUCUGAUUCUUCCAAUACAAAGAAACCAAAGUUUAUGUUAGAUCCCGAUCAUCGUUUGCUGUUAAGGAACACGAAACCUUUGUUACAAAGUCGAAACGCAUCCGUAGUAAUGGCGGUCGCUCAGUUAUAUCAUCAUGCAGCCCCCAGAAGCGAAGUUAUGACCGCUGCAAAGGCAUUAAUAAGAUUAUUGAGAGGCCAUAGAGAAGUGCAGAGUAUUGUGCUUCAUUCUAUCGCUAGUAUAUCAAUUACGAGAAAAGGAAUGUUUGAGCCUUUCUUGAAAUCGUUCUUCGUGCGAACUUCCGAUCCUACUCACAUAAAACUUCUGAAACUCGACAUAUUGACAAAUUUGGUGACUGAAACUAGCAUCAGCGUAAUAUUGAGGGAAUUUCAAACGUACAUCUCCAGCAGUGACAAGGAAUUUGUCGGUGCCAGCAUUCAGGCGAUCGGCAGAUGUGCAAGUAACAUCAAGGAAGUGACCGACAUGUGUCUCAACGGGCUGGUAUCAUUGUUGAGCAAUAGAGAUGAGGCUAUUGUGGCGGAAAGUGUUGUGGUAAUAAAAAAGCUCCUGCAAACGCAGCCGAAUGAGCACAAAGACAUCAUCGCUCAUAUGGCUAAAUUAAUGGAUUUCAUAACGGUUCCACAAGCCAGAGCAUCUAUCCUGUGGCUCCUAGGUGAAUACUCCGACAGAGUCCCUAAGAUAGCGCCGGACGUGCUCCGAAAAAUGGCGAAAAGUUUCGUGAACGAACAGGAUAUAGUGAAGCUGCAAACUUUGAAUUUAGCUGUGAAAUUAUGUUUGAACAAUCCCUCGCAAACAAAGCCGUUUUGUCAAUAUGUCUUCCAACUUGCCAAAUACGAUCAGAAUUAUGACAUCAGAGACCGCGCGCGUUUUCUACGGCAUUUUAUCUUCGAGGAAGAGGGUGACGCGAAGAUGCUUCCACAGUUCGCAAAGAGAGUUUUCCUUGCACCGAAACCGGCACCGACUUUAACAUCUAGGUUCAAAGACUCGGAGUAUCAAUUGGGCACUCUAUCUCACUACCUGGACAUGCCGUGCGUGGGAUAUCGGCCUUUACCGCCUUUCCCGGAUGUUACGCAAGAUCCAUCCGUACGAGACGUCGCACCGUCUACCGCGCAAGAGCUUAAAGAAGAGCGACAUAAUAGGAAAGAAAAGGAGAAGAAGAAAAGCAAGGAAAAGGCGAAACCGUUCUACAGUGACGAGGAAAGCACUCCCGCUGAAGAAUCGGAUAAUCAGUCAUCUGAUUCUUCGUCCAGCGAAUCUUCAGACGAAGAUAGCGAUUCUUCAGAGUAUACAAGUGACUCAGAUAAAUCCGAAACGGGCAGUGGAAAGAAAAAUGAAACAAAAUCCGAUGAUUCCGAAAGCGAAUCGUCGAGCGGUGAAGAGUCAGAUUCGGGAGACGAAGAAGAAGAAAGCGAGACUCAAGAGAACGAAGAAGAAAAACCGAAAAUUGUUAAGCAAGAAGUGAAAGAAAAGCCAAAAAGCAACUUUGACCUGCUAUUGGAUCUGGAUGACGUUGUUCCAAUGACUCCUGUGAUGACGCCUAGUUUGGGUGGUUUUCUUACUCCAAUUAAUUCAACAAUCACAGAUAAUGUUCGAGAAGUAUCGACAUCGUAUGUUCCAUUAAAAAAGACUACUUUGUUAAAUAGUAUCAUAGGGCACGGUUUAAAAAUUGAAUAUAGAUUUACGAGAUCGCAGCAUUUAGUUAGUUCAAGUUUGGUUAGUAUCGAAUUAACGUUCUCUAAUGAAAGCAACGAUGUCGUUAAGGAGAUUCAAAUAGGAAACAAAAAUUUGCUAAAGGGUAUGUUUAUUCACGAUUUUUCGCCAAUAUCGUCGCUCGAUGCAAGUGCCACGUUAUCUUCGACGCUAGGCGUUAAUUUUAAUGACUCUACUCAACCGGCUAAUUUCAACAUCGACUUUGCGAUUAACGACGAAAAAUACUCAUGUCCGGUCAGUAUCAAAUCACCGAUCGGAGAGAUAAUAAGAUCUGUGACCUUGCCUGAAAGCAUGUUCAACGUGGAGAAAGCUAAAUUGAAAGGCAUGAACGAGCACAUAGCGAAAAUACCGUAUUCUGGGAACAAAAAUGCUCUUUUUCAAAAAGUGUUCGAGACUGCAAACGUCGCAAGAAUAUCUAACGAGGAUGAAGUUAUGCGGUUCGCCGCUCAUACUUUAGCGUCUAAAUCAUUGGUAUUGGUGACAAUAAAAUUCAUUGAUGCUGGGCAAUUGGAAGUUUGCGUGAACUGUGAAAAAAUGGUUAUAGGAUCAAUUUUAUUGAACGAAUUUAAGAGUAAUUUAAAAUAAAACGGAUACAUGCUAUUUACGAGAUUAAAUAAUAUAGAUGCGUUUCGUACACAUUUAUGAGGCAAUGAGUACUCCUUCCUUCGUUAAGCGAUGGUAAAUUUUUUCAAAUAAUAUAUUCCAUUUAAUUUUUAUAUACAUACAUACGUAUGUAUGUAUAUAUGUACGUAUAUUAUAUAUGCAUUUCUCUAGAUAUACGUAUAUGUAUAAACAUGCAUAUACAAGUAUAAUGUACAAUACAUAAAUACCCUGUUACGCCAUUGUGGUGGCUUUUAUAAUAAAUUCUAAUUGCUUUUUGUCAUAA